Messenger RNA from Iphiclides podalirius (scarce swallowtail), 792 nucleotides. NCBI's taxonomy places the organism in Eukaryota, Metazoa, Arthropoda, Insecta, Lepidoptera, Papilionidae. The record is from the annotation of a GenBank genome assembly.
AUGGAUAAUAAUCAAACUCCAGAUUCACGUCAUAUUAAAAUAAACGAAACUUUGGAUAUUUUAAGAGGAGGAAAAACAAUUAAUAUCAUAAAGAAAACUACAGCGUUUAUUAAAAAUUCAAAUAUGGUAACUGGUUCCAUGGUUAACCACGAAUCUUGGGAAAAUGUGGUACAAGCUGCACCGGUGAUGGCUGUUCUUUUAAACCAAACUUUACCCGUAAUACUUCAAAAGACUGUUGAUAGUCAGAAUAGUACUUUAAAAACAAAACCCUCUGAAAAAUACAAAGUUUUACGAAAGAAACGAUACAUACAACCUUUAGAAAUUAAAAACGCUGUACCUCGCCUUUUGACUUCUCCUAAAGACUCAUAUACCAGUUAUAAUAAAAAUGUCGAAACAUUUGAAAAUGUACAGGAUAUAUCUCAUUUGGUAGAAUUAAAGGAUGAUGAGCUCGAAAAAAUGAGGUUAAUUAUGACACCGGCACGCAUAUUGAAAAAUAAAGAGACAAACUGCCCACCAGCUCAUCUAGAGUGUCAAAUCUCUGGUGCACGGGUAUGCAUUGACUCUAUGAGUGCUUGUGAUGGAAUUCCCAACUGCGGAGCAUACGAUAUUUAUGAUGAAGACCGUCUUAUGUGCGAGAUGGGAGUUGGUUUUAAACACAACGUAUACCUCGCUGCGACCACUUUUCUUGUUGUUCUGCUUAUUGCACUUUACUCUGCACAUUACUGGUUGAAACGCUGCGUGCCUGGAGUUUCUGAAGCCUUCUUCGUAUACUCCGAUAGAUCUGAAAAUAUG